AUGAUUGUCGACUUUUGUAUCCAAAAACAGUCAAAAGAUUACAUUAAAACAGACAUUAUGGACAAACUCUACAAAGGAAAUGACAAUGUGCCCUUGGUUGAUCCUGCAAACAUCAUCUAUGACGGAUGUGACGAUCUUGCCAUUCGCGUUGUUCGACAAGGAUCGCUACUGCGCAAAGAAGGUGUGUUUAAACGAUCCUAUCGGCCCGUCAAUGCUGUCCUGUCCACUUCUGGAUAUCUGCAUACUCUGCCACCACUUUCAUCAACACCCAUAGGAGCUACGCAUUCUGACACUUCAUCUGCAGGCGGUCCAUUUUCUCCUACUGGCAACAAACCGGAUUUUUCGGCUGAUUUCAUACUUGAAAUGCCUGAGCUGACGCUUGAUUUGGCAGAAUACACCUUGCUUCCACUUAAUCUUGGCGAUAAAGAUCACAAAGACAUUGUUUUUGUUGGGAAAAACUCGGGUAUGUUUGGACGAGAUAUCAAACACAAAUUCAAGGGGAAAACCAUGGUUGAAAGUGCGGAUUGGUGGACUGCAAUCAAUGAACAUAUGAAACAGAUGGGAACACGGACUUUGGUUGGAACACCCACUACACAGCACUCAAAACCAGCUUUUGCUGGUACUGCUCCUUUACCAAAAGAAGGUGCAGAUGGAUCGACCGGACUUUCUCAACGCGCUGCUGCAUCUGUAGCUACUGCGAAUGCUCCAUCGACGUCUCUUCAAGCUCGAUUGGGAGCCGUUGUAAGUCAUAGCAAAUCCGAUACGAUUCAUGCUACUUCUGGUACACGACCAGUGAGUAUGCCUGCACCGCCUCUACCUGGUUGA
This is a messenger RNA of Batrachochytrium dendrobatidis JAM81, 825 nucleotides long. RefSeq lists its product as uncharacterized. The record is from RefSeq and is a predicted model, not a curated record. Bases 1 to 825 code for a protein of 274 amino acids. NCBI's taxonomy places the organism in Eukaryota, Fungi, Chytridiomycota, Chytridiomycetes, Rhizophydiales. The transcript has 2 exons.